Messenger RNA from Alexandromys fortis (reed vole), 2031 nucleotides. Its product is annotated as glutamate receptor ionotropic, NMDA 2B. Lineage: Eukaryota; Metazoa; Chordata; Mammalia; Rodentia; Cricetidae. Bases 1 to 2031 code for a protein of 676 amino acids. The record is from RefSeq and is a predicted model, not a curated record. Gene Ontology annotation, cellular component: plasma membrane; NMDA selective glutamate receptor complex. Gene Ontology annotation, molecular function: NMDA glutamate receptor activity. Gene Ontology annotation, biological process: excitatory postsynaptic potential; long-term synaptic potentiation; monoatomic ion transport. The transcript is spliced from 9 exons.
AUGAAGCCCAGCGCAGAGUGCUGUUCUCCCAAGUUCUGGUUGGUGUUGGCCGUCCUGGCCGUAUCCGGCAGCAAAGCCCGUUCCCAAAAGAGCCCCCCCAGCAUCGGCAUCGCUGUUAUCCUCGUGGGCACUUCAGACGAAGUGGCCAUAAAAGACGCCCACGAGAAAGAUGACUUCCAUCAUCUCUCAGUAGUUCCCCGGGUGGAGCUGGUAGCCAUGAACGAAACUGACCCAAAGAGCAUCAUCACCCGUAUCUGCGAUCUUAUGUCCGACCGGAAGAUCCAGGGGGUGGUGUUCGCUGAUGACACCGACCAGGAAGCCAUCGCCCAGAUCCUCGAUUUCAUUUCUGCUCAGACGCUCACCCCUAUCCUGGGCAUCCAUGGGGGCUCAUCCAUGAUAAUGGCAGAUAAGGACGAGUCCUCCAUGUUCUUCCAGUUUGGCCCGUCCAUUGAACAGCAAGCUUCGGUCAUGCUCAACAUCAUGGAAGAAUACGACUGGUACAUCUUCUCCAUUGUCACCACCUACUUCCCCGGCUACCAGGACUUUGUGAACAAGAUCCGCAGCACCAUCGAGAACAGCUUUGUGGGCUGGGAACUGGAGGAAGUCCUCCUGUUAGACAUGUCUCUGGACGACGGCGACUCGAAGAUCCAGAACCAGCUGAAGAAGUUGCAAAGCCCCAUCAUCCUCCUCUACUGCACGAAGGAAGAAGCCACCUACAUAUUUGAAGUAGCUAACUCGGUUGGGCUGACCGGCUACGGUUACACAUGGAUUGUGCCUAGUCUGGUGGCUGGGGAUACAGACACUGUGCCCGCCGAGUUUCCCACGGGGCUUAUCUCUGUGUCCUAUGACGAAUGGGACUAUGGCCUUCCUGCUAGGGUGAGAGAUGGGAUUGCCAUCAUCACCACCGCUGCUUCCGACAUGCUGUCCGAGCACAGUUUCAUCCCUGAGCCCAAGAGUAGCUGUUACAACACCCACGAGAAGAGGAUUUACCAGUCUAACAUGCUGAAUAGGUAUCUGAUCAAUGUCACUUUCGAGGGGAGAAACCUGUCCUUCAGUGAAGAUGGCUAUCAGAUGCACCCGAAGCUGGUCAUAAUCCUUCUGAACAAGGAGAGGAAGUGGGAGAGGGUGGGGAAAUGGAAAGACAAGUCCCUGCAGAUGAAAUAUUACGUGUGGCCUCGAAUGUGCCCUGAAACCGAAGAGCAGGAGGAUGACCAUCUGAGCAUUGUGACCUUGGAGGAGGCGCCGUUUGUCAUUGUGGAAAGUGUGGACCCUCUCAGUGGAACCUGCAUGAGGAACACAGUCCCUUGCCAGAAGCGCAUCAUCUCUGAGAAUAAAACAGAUGAAGAGCCAGGCUACAUCAAAAAAUGCUGCAAGGGCUUCUGUAUUGACAUCCUGAAGAAAAUUUCUAAGUCUGUGAAGUUCACCUAUGACCUUUACCUGGUGACCAAUGGCAAGCAUGGGAAGAAGAUUAACGGGACCUGGAAUGGCAUGAUUGGUGAGGUGGUCAUGAAGAGGGCCUACAUGGCAGUGGGGUCACUAACUAUCAAUGAAGAGCGAUCAGAGGUGGUCGACUUCUCUGUGCCCUUCAUAGAGACCGGCAUCAGUGUCAUGGUAUCACGCAGCAAUGGGACCGUGUCACCUUCUGCCUUCUUAGAGCCGUUCAGCGCUGACGUGUGGGUGAUGAUGUUUGUGAUGCUGCUCAUUGUCUCUGCCGUGGCUGUCUUUGUCUUCGAGUACUUCAGCCCUGUGGGUUACAACAGGUGCCUAGCUGAUGGCAGAGAGCCAGGCGGCCCAUCUUUCACCAUUGGCAAAGCAAUUUGGUUACUCUGGGGUCUGGUGUUCAACAACUCCGUCCCUGUGCAGAACCCAAAGGGGACCACCUCCAAGAUCAUGGUGUCAGUGUGGGCCUUCUUUGCUGUCAUUUUCCUGGCCAGCUACACUGCCAACUUAGCAGCCUUCAUGAUCCAAGAGGAGUAUGUGGACCAGGUUUCUGGCCUGAGCGACAAGAAGUCGGGUGGCCGCUCAGCCUAG